This is a messenger RNA of Fonticula alba, 3637 nucleotides long. RefSeq lists its product as hypothetical. The transcript is spliced from 4 exons. Bases 77 to 3283 code for a protein of 1068 amino acids. NCBI's taxonomy places the organism in Eukaryota, Rotosphaerida, Fonticulaceae. Gene Ontology annotation, biological process: protein sumoylation. Gene Ontology annotation, cellular component: SUMO activating enzyme complex; cytoplasm. Gene Ontology annotation, molecular function: SUMO activating enzyme activity. The record is from RefSeq and is a predicted model, not a curated record.
CCCAGCCGCGUUUACUGUUCCGGAUUCCGAGCAAAAGCGCCCCCGGCUCGACUCACCUGCCGCGCCCAUCCCCACCAUGACCGACUCCUCCAAGAUCGAUGAGGGUCUCUACUCCCGCCAGCUCUACGUCUUCGGCCAUGAGGCCAUGAAGCGCAUGUCCUCCUCGGAUGUGCUGCUGGUCGGUGUGGACGGCCUUGGCAUUGAGAUCGCCAAGAACAUCGUCCUCGCCGGUGUCAAGUCCCUCACUCUCUUCGACAACACGCCCACCGCCCUGGCCGACCUCGGCACGCAGUUCUACCUGUCCGAGAUCGGCGAGCCCCGCGCCAAGGCCUCGCUUCCCCAGCUGAAGGAGCUCAACCCGUAUGUGGAGGUGUCGGUCUUCGACUCGGCGCCGGAGCUCCCCUUCGACGCCCUGGCCCAGCCGACCAUGGCCGAGGCCCUCCUGUCGCACAAGCGCUUCCAGGUGGUGGUGGUGGUGAACCAGUCGCACAAGGUGGCCCUGGCCCUGAAUGAGGCCCAGCGCAAGCUCUCCCCCACCGGCUGCACCGUGGUCACCGAGUCGCGCGGCACCUUUGCCAGCAUCUUCAAUGACUUCGGCGACUCCUUUGUGGUCACCGACCCCAAUGGCAAUGAGCCGGCCAGCUUCCUCAUCUCCGGCAUCACGGCCGAGAAGGAGAGUGUGGUGGCCUGUGUGGAGGAGCAGCGCCACAACCUGGAGGAUGGUGCCCAUGUCACCUUCCGCGGGGUGCGCGGCAUGACGGCCCUCAAUGAUUGCGCCCCCCGGCCGGUGAAGGUCCUCUCGCCGGAUACCUUCUCCAUCGGCGACACCAGCGGCCUGCCGGCCUAUGAGGGUGGCGGCAUGGCCAUCGAGGUGAAGAUGCCGGUGACCAUGCACUUUGAGCCGCUGCGCGCCAAGCUCACUGCCCUGCCCUGCAUGGGGGUCGACCUGCUGGUGUCGGACUUCGCCAAGAUGGACCGCCCGGAGCAGCUGCACAUCGCCUUCCAGGCGGGGCACCGGUUUGUGGAGGAGCACGGCCGCAUGCCGCGCCCUCGCAAUGAGGAGGAUGCCAACACCCUGGUGGCCCUGUGCCAGGCGGUGGCCACCGACCAUGGGCUGACCGAGUGGAAGCCGGACACCGAUCUCCUCCGGCAGUUUGCCUACCAGUAUGCCGGUGCGACGGCCCCCAUGUGCGGCACGGUUGGUGGCAUUGUCGCGCAGGAGGUGCUCAAGGCCACUUCCGGCAAGUUCACGCCCAUUUCCCAGUGGCUGUUCUUCGAUGCCCUGGAGGCGGUUCCCCCCGGGCUGACCGAGGCCGAGUGUGCCCCGGUUGGCAGCCGGUAUGACAGCCAGAUUGCCAUCUUCGGUCAAACCAUGCAGAAGACCAUUGCCGGGUAUCGGCUGUUCCUGGUCGGUGCCGGGGCCAUUGGCUGUGAGAUGCUCAAGAAUUGGGCCCUCAUGGGCAUUGCCUCGGGCCCGGGCGGCUCGAUCACCGUCACCGACAUGGACACCAUCGAGCGGAGCAACCUCAACCGGCAGUUCCUCUUCCGCAAUCAGGAUGUCGGCAAGUUGAAGUCCGCCUGCGCGGCGGCCGCCGCGGCUUCCAUCAACCCCGACCUGCAGGGCAAGAUCCACCCGAUGGCCGAUCGCGUGGGCGAGGAGACCGAGCACAUCUUCGGCGACGAGUUCUUCGCCAACAUCGAUUGCGUGGCCAAUGCCCUGGACAACAUGGAAGCCCGGCGGUAUGUGGACCGCCGGUGUGUCUUCUUCCGGAAGCCGCUCAUGGAGUCCGGCACCCUGGGCACCCGGGGCAACACCCAGGUCGUCCUGCCGGACAUCACCGAGUCCUACAGCAGCUCGCAGGACCCGCCGGAGGCCUCGAUCGCCAUUUGCACGCUGAAGAACUUCCCCAAUGCCAUUGAGCACACCAUCCAAUGGGGUCGCGACCUGUUCGAGGGGGUCUUCGCCAAUGGCCCGCAGCAGGUCAACCAAUUCCUGAAGUUCACUCGGAAUGCCCUGGCCGCGGCCGGUGGUCCUGGGGCCGCCUCCGAUGCGGACAUCCUGCGCCAGUAUGUGGAGCACAUGUCCGAGGAGGCCGGCUUCAAGGACAUCCUGGAUUCGAUUGCCGGGCUGCUGCGUGCCGAUCGGCCGACCACCUUCGAGGGGUGUGUCGCCUGGGCGCGCCACCAGUUUGAGCACCACUUCGCCAACAACAUCAAGCAGCUGCUGUUCAACUUCCCGCCGGACGCGGUCACCAGCAAUGGGCACCUGUUCUGGACGGCGCCCAAGCUCUGCCCCACGCCGCUGGUCUUCGACCCGGCCGAGCCCUCGCACCUGUCCUUCAUUGAGGCCGCCUCGCGGCUGAUUGCCCAGGUGUUCGGCAUCCCGGUGCCGGAUGAGGUGGAGCAGCCGCUGGCCCAGGCCGGCGGCACGCAUGGCACCACGGCCGCCGGGUAUCGCAUUCUGCUGGAUGCGGUGGUGGUGCCGGAGUUCGUGCCGGCCAGCAAUGUCAAGAUCCACACCGUGGACAGCGAGGCGGCUGCCGAGGCCGAGGCGGCCGGUGGCUCCCUCAAUGAGGACCAGAUGUCGCGGCUGCUGACCGAGGCGGCCGGCCUGCCGGCCCCCUCGUCGCUGGGCGACCUGGUUGAGGUUUCGCCGCUGGAGUUCGAGAAGGACGAUGACAGCAACUUCCACAUUGACUUUGUCACGGCCGUGGCCAACCUCCGGGCGUCCAACUAUGGCAUCCAGAAUGCCGAUCGUCACAAGAUCAAGGGCAUCGCCGGGCGCAUUAUCCCGGCCAUUGCCACCACCACGGCCCUGGUGACCGGUCUCAUUUGCCUGGAGACGCUGAAGGUCAUCCGCCAGGAGAAGAACAUCGAGGCCUACAAGAAUGCCUUCAUCAACCUGGCCCUGCCUUUCGUGACCUUCUCCGAGCCGGUGGCCCCGGCGGUGACCAAGUUCCGCGAGCACUCCUGGACCCUGUGGGACUGCAUUGAGAUCAAUGGCAACCCCACCAUCGAGGAGAUCAACACCCAGAUCGAGCGCGACUACAAUGUCAGCAUUUUCAUGAUCAGCUCCGGUGUGUCCAUGCUGUAUGCCAUCUUCAUGGACAUGAAGAAGCAGGCCGCCCGCCUGAAGGCCCGCCUGACUGACGUCCUGGAGGAGGUCCUCCACAAGCCGGUCGAGGACCACAUCCACUCGGUGGUGCUCAUUCUGUCGGCCAGCGACAACGACACGGACGAGGACGUGGACUUCCCCUUCAUCAAGGUCAACAUUCGCAAGUAGGUGCCCCCCUCCCCUCCCCUCAUGUGCUUCCUUCACCUUCCCUCCUCCGCCCUCCCUCCCCAUCUUGGCGGGGGGAGGACCCGGAAACCAGAGGCAGAAGCACAUCGGCGCCUGGUGAAUGAUGCUGGCAAAGGGUCAACGCGGCCCCUCCCCGGCGAGGGAGGGCCACUUCUCCCGGCCAUGUCUGCCGCCCGUGUCGUGUUUUCCUUUCCCCCGUGUACAUUUGCCUCUCCUCCCGUUCGUGGCGAGAAGUGAACGAUGCGCUGCGCGCGCAUGCGUGCAGGGGGGAUAUAAAUACUUGUGUAUUGCGCGUAUGAUGGUGUGCAAAAGGAUAAAAACCGAUGCCUCGUAAGA